Molecule: messenger RNA, 2012 nt
Organism: Drosophila willistoni
Lineage: Eukaryota; Metazoa; Arthropoda; Insecta; Diptera; Drosophilidae
Product: mitochondrial-processing peptidase subunit alpha
Exons: 5
Coding region: 138-1817 (559 amino acids)
Cellular component (GO): mitochondrion
Molecular function (GO): metalloendopeptidase activity; metal ion binding
Source: RefSeq, a predicted model, not a curated record
UUAUUUGUCAACACCUUUUGGAAGUUCAGCUCUGACAUCUGACAAAAUUUAUUUAGCAAAAUUCAGAGUCAAAACAGAAAAGAACUUUACGAUCAGAACAAAAUAAACCAGUCUAGCCACACGAAGAGGAGGAGAAGAUGAACCCACGAUCCAUCGGCAUGCUGAAAAUGCUCAAACUCAAAAACUCAUGGCGUAGCACGUUACCUCGUUGUUUUGCCACUAAGAUCACAACGGUGGGCAGUGAUGAAAUAGGCAGCGGCACUGGGAUAGGCCAAAUCACUGGCGGCGUAAGGAAUAACGAGGGUGGUCCGCAUAAUGUAAAUAACCCCUCAACGAAAAUUGUCACACACCUGCCACCAUUAACUGAGCCAUUGGCGAAUUUGCCAGAGGCUGUCUACGCCCAGCCAUUGGCCGAUAGUGCGGUGACAAAGGUCACAACUUUGGCCAACGGUCUGCGCAUAGCAUCCGAACCGCGUUAUGGCCAAUUCUGCACCGUGGGCCUGGUUCUGGACUCGGGUCCACGCUACGAAGUGGCCUAUCCCAGCGGCGUUUCGCAUUUUCUCGAAAAACUGGCCUUCAAUUCCACAGUUAAUUUCCCCAAUAAAGAUGCUAUAUUGAAAGAGUUGGAGAAGAACGGCGGUAUCUGUGACUGCCAGAGCUCAAGGGAUACCUUAAUAUAUGCUGCCAGUAUAGAUAGCCGAGCCAUCGAUUCAGUUACCCGUCUUUUAGCGGACGUUACUCUAAGACCCACACUUCCUGAACAGGAAGUGAAUCUGGCGAGACGUGCAGUUAGCUUUGAAUUGGAAACGCUAGGCAUGCGGCCAGAACAAGAGCCCAUCUUGAUGGAUAUGAUUCAUGCGGCUGCCUAUAGAGAUAAUACAUUGGGCCUGCCCAAAUUGUGUCCCGUGACCAAUCUGGACAGCAUUGAUCGUCAAGUCUUGAUGAACUAUCUGAAAUAUCAUCAUGCACCCGAACGCAUGGUGAUUGCUGGCGUUGGCGUAGAUCACGAGGAGCUAGUGGAGCAUGUGACAAAAUAUUUUGUUGAAGAUCAGGCCAUUUGGGAUACGGAAAAAUUGUCGGACUCUGGUCCCAAACAAGUUGACUCAUCGUUGGCCCAGUACACGGGAGGACUUGUUAAGGAAGAUUGCGAAAUACCCAUCUAUGCUGCAGCUGGCCUGCCAGAACUAGCCCAUGUGGUUUUGGGAUUUGAAGGCACCUCUCAUCAAGACAACGACUUUGUUCCCCUAUGUGUUCUUAAUAUUAUGAUGGGAGGCGGUGGUUCAUUUUCCGCUGGAGGACCAGGCAAGGGCAUGUACUCACGGCUAUAUACCAAAGUGUUGAAUCGAUAUCAUUGGAUGUACAGUGCCACGGCGUAUAAUCAUGCCUAUACGGACACUGGACUAUUCUGUAUCCAUGGAAGUGCGCCACCCCAGCAUAUGCAGGAAAUGGUUGAGGUAUUGGCACGCGAAUUAAUAAGCAUGGCCGACGAGCCAGGCAGUGAGGAGUUGAUGCGUUCGAAAAUUCAGCUGCAAUCCAUGCUGCUAAUGAAUCUGGAAUCGCGACCAGUUGUGUUCGAGGAUGUGGGUCGACAGGUGUUGGUUUCAGGACACCGGAAACGGCCCGAGCAUUUCAUCCAAGAGAUUGAAAAAGUAAAAGCCGCUGACAUUCAGCGCGUGGCCCAGCGUCUACUUGCUUCUCCGCCAUCCGUGGCUGCUCGAGGUGAUAUUCACAAUCUGCCAGAAAUGAGCCACAUCACCAGUGCCCUCAGUGGAAAGGGAACAUCCACUUUGGGUAGAAAACUGUCGCUGUUUAAGUAGCCGAGGGCGCAUCUGAAGUCUUCUUAAGUGCAAACCUAUGUUUUUGUUACUGGCUAAAAUUGGCUAAAAAUCUAACCAAAAUUCAAUCUGAUCGUUUAAUCUUGCUGCUACAAACUCAUUUUUAUUUUGGGAUAACUAUUGGGCUCAGAUAAGAAGAGUAUAUAUUUUAUAUAUACGCGAUAAUGAAACCUUUAA